Messenger RNA from Pelagomonas calceolata, 1247 nucleotides. The record is from the annotation of a GenBank genome assembly. NCBI's taxonomy places the organism in Eukaryota, Pelagophyceae, Pelagomonadales, Pelagomonadaceae.
CGCUGGACCUCGGCUUAGCUCCAGCCUAUACCAACUGGUGGGGAACGUUGCGAACGAGGUUCGGCAUGGCCCGCCCGCCGCCGCCGAACCCCAAGGCCGCCCAGCGCGCGCUGCUCGACGAGCUCAUGGGCGCCGAGCGCGACGUGGAUCUGUCUGUGCGCGGACGCAAGAAGUUCUGGGAAGCGGACGUGUGCAAGUUUUACCUCGCGGGCCUGAGCCCGUACAAGGUGCUGCGCGGCGCGCGCGGCUACGCGGCGCAGGGCUACGACGUCUGGCUCCGCCACGCGUACGCGCACGGCCUCGGCGAGCGACCCGAACACAUCGACCUGGACGCGUACAAGCUCGACGGAGCGCUCAAGGCGCAGUACGACGCCCUGCCGGCCGCGGAGAAGGCCAAGUACGGCUACGACCGCAUGCUGCGCGACUGCCUCGCGUCGCUCGUCAAGCAGUGCGACCGCCGCGCGGCGCAGACGGCGACGCGGCUCCGCGGCGACGGCGCCGCCGGCGCCGACGCGACCGCGUGCGCGGCCGCCCUCGCCAAGCUCGAGGACCUCGACGCCAAGAUAAAAAAUAAAUCUGACGAGGCCGAACGGCUCGGCGAGGGCGGCGACGUCGAAGAGUCGAUGCGCGCGCUCGGCGAGGCCGACGCGCUGCGAGCGCGAAGGGCCGAAGUGGAGAAGUCCGUCGCGACGCCGCCCUCGGGCCGCGACGUCGUCGUCUGCGCCGCGACGGGCGCCGUCAUCGAGGCGGCCGCAGCGAACGACGCCGCGUGGAUGGCGUCGCACUUCGAGAGCGCCGACUACCAGGGCUGGAAGCAGCUUCGGGAGAAACUCCGCGCGCUCGACGCGCAGCGCGACGGCGCCGGCCCGCCGCGCCACGCGCCCGGCUACGCGCCGGGCCGCGGCGGCGCCUCGGCCGAGCGCGACCGCCUCCGAUUUGCGGCGCGCGCGGUCCAGCCGCCGCCGCGCCGGCGGCGGUCGCGGUCGCGGUCGCCCGCGCGGCGGCGGCCGCCGCCGCGCCGCGCGUCCGGCUACGACCGCUGCCGCUCGCGCGAUCGCCGCGGCGCGUACCGCCCGUCGCGGUCGCGGUCGCGCGAGCGUGAUCGCCUCCGCGGCCGUGGUUACGACCGGCCGGCGCGCGACCGAGACCGCGAUCGCGCCGCGCGACCGGCCUACCGGUACGCGGCGCCGCGCGAGCUCGAACCCGGCGAAGAGCCGUGCAACGAGUAUACUAGACCCGUAGCCUAG